Molecule: messenger RNA, 2243 nt
Organism: Melanotaenia boesemani (Boeseman's rainbowfish)
Lineage: Eukaryota; Metazoa; Chordata; Actinopteri; Atheriniformes; Melanotaeniidae
Gene: lrrtm2
Product: leucine rich repeat transmembrane neuronal 2
Exons: 2
Coding region: 603-2243 (546 amino acids)
Molecular function (GO): protein binding
Source: RefSeq, a predicted model, not a curated record
UCUGCUCUGCUUUUUUCCUCUCCCUGCGUCUCAGCUAUCAGACGAGGGCUCCGCUCACAGCUCUGCAGAGGUUAUGCCGAGACUGAGCCGGCAUCGGAAGCUGAAUCUCUGGUUGCCAUCAACAAGUUAGGGUUGGACGAUCACAGACAUGAAAGAGAAACACUUGAUCUUCAAUUAACCGUCUGAGGUAACAUCAUUGCGGUGGAGAGGAAACAAAACGGUAAAAAAAAGAAGAAGAAGAAAAAGGGAGAGGGGGGGUCUGUGCGCUGGAGUCGCUCUGGAUGCAACUGAUCAACUUAAGAAAAUAUAUAAAUAUUUAUUUCAAGGAUUCCUGGAUUGAAAGAAGAAAAUUUAACCUCUUUUUUUAAGCUUGGAUUUUAAGAGACUCAAGCAAGAUAACGGGAAUAACUGUCAUCUUGGGACAUGGAAUUUUACAUUUUGUUUCAAUUGGGUGGGUUCACAACUGCUUCAUUUCCAAAGAGGCUGAUUCCUUUUGUGCGUACUCAAAAGGGCUUUUUCCCUUUGGAUUUUUCUUCCAUCUGGUUGCUCCAAGAGUCUGCGGAAAAGGACAGUUGAAUGCAGCCUCCGAUGUGCACAAAAGAAUGGGUUUCCAUUCAAGGUGGCCAUUGGUGGGACCUGCACCAGUGGCUCUGAGUGUGAUCAGCAUGCUCCUAGCGUGCCUGCUGUCUCCCGCAUCAUGCACAACCUGCCCUCAAAAAUGCCGCUGUGAGGACCUGCAGUUCUACUGCGACACCCAGGGGCUUACAGCACCGCCAGACGGUGUGGACAAGGGCGCCCUGGGGUUGUCACUACGCCACAACAGCAUCAUUGAACUCAGCCCUGAUCAAUUCUAUGGUUUCAGUCAGCUCACGUGGCUACAUCUAGACCACAACCAGAUCACAACAGUACAAGAAGACGCCUUUCAAGGGCUCUAUAAACUGAAGGACCUUAAUCUGAGCUCCAAUCGUAUCACCAAGUUGCCCAACACAACCUUCAUCCACCUCAUCAAUCUUCAGAUACUGGAUCUGUCCUUUAAUCAGAUGACAUCAUUGGAACCAGAGUUGUUCCAUGGACUUCGGAAGCUCCAGAUACUUCACCUUCGCUCCAAUUUACUUCGCACUACACCUGUUCGGGCAUUCUGGGACUGUCGCAGCCUGGAAUAUUUGGGCCUAAGCAGCAACCGUCUACGGAGUCUGGCCCGGAAUGGAUUUGCUGGGCUUAUUAAACUUAAAGAGCUCCACUUGGAGCACAAUCAGCUGACUAAGAUUAACUUGGCUCAUUUCCCUCGCCUUGUUGCCCUCCAGUUUCUGUAUCUGCAGUGGAAUAAGAUCAGCAACCUGACAUGUGGCAUGGAGUGGACCUGGACUACUUUAGAGAAACUGGACCUCACAGGAAAUGAAAUACGCUUCCUGACAUCUGACGUGUUUCAAACCCUGCCAAAUUUAAAAAUUUUGCUGCUGGAUAACAACAAACUAAGCAGUCUGGAUGCUCAAGUCAUGGAUAUGUGGCAGUCUUUGGGUACAGUUGGUCUGUCUAGCAACCUUUGGGAAUGUACCAAAAGGAUUUGCUCUCUGGCCACUUGGCUAAGCACUUUCAGGGGAAGGUGGGAACACUCUAUUCUCUGCCAUAGCCCUGAGUAUGCCCAAGGUGAGGAGAUACUUGAUGCCGUUUAUGGAUUCCAGCUUUGCCAGAAUUUUUCAGCACCAGUCAUUCAGACCAUUAGUACAACCACAGACGCUACUACAGCUGCAGAAAUCACAAGCUCCUUGUUUGGAAUUAUGCAGCCAACCCCCACACAGGACUAUGCAGAGGAUUUUGGGAGCUUUACCAUAAUCACCACUACCACAACCACAACACAAACACAAAGCACUGCUCAAGCAACUACUGCUUUGCUGGAAGAGGUAGCUGUAACAGAUGACUUCUCCGCUAUGGACAACACUGUCAUGACUCAUAGGGUUAUAAUAGGAACUAUGGCCCUUCUUUUUUCAUUCUUUUUCAUCAUUUUCGUUGUGUACAUCUCACGAAAGUGCUGCCCUCCAACCCUGCGGCGGAUAAGACACUGUUCAGCUAUUCAGAACCGCAGACAGAUGAGGACCCAGCAACGACAGCCAAUGGCAGACCUAGCCACACAGGUACCCUAUAAUGAAUAUGAGCCCAGCCACGAAGAAGGGGCGCUUGUGAUCAUCAAUGGCUAUGGGCAGUGCAAGUGUCAGCAACUGCCUUACAAAGAGUGUGAAGUAUAA